AUGGUUGCGGAAAAGGGACCAUUACUUUUCCAUCUUCUGGCUGUUCUGCUUCUUUCUUCAUCACCAGUUCUCAUAAGUUCCCAAGAACACAAGUAUAUCUCAUAUGCAAACCUUUCAACUUCAUGGAUCAACCAUCCUUCCCGGAUUGACAAUGGCAUAGCUGUUUAUAUAUCCUGGUCACCCGUCCUUCUGAGAGAAAGCAAUGGUGAUGGAAGAAAGUUUGGAUGCAGCUUCUACUGUAGAAACACCAACAAUGAAUGUGUUUUUGGAGUCCUGAUUUUUCCCAGCGUUGUUAACUUUACGCGAUACAAUUACUAUGGGUCCCCAGAAUUGGUAUGGUCUGCAAACAGGAACAGCCCUGUUGGAGUUAAUGCUAGUUUGCAGCUAAGACAAGAUGGAGAUCUGGUCCUGGAAAAUCCUGAUGGCACCUUGGUUUGGUCCACAGAUACUAGAGGGAAAUCUGUUGCAGGGUUGAACUUAACAGAACAGGGCAACCUGGUUUUGUUUGGCAGGAACAAUGAGGUCAUUUGGCAAUCUUUCGAUCAUCCUACGGAUUCAUUACUUCUGGGGCAGAGGUUGGUUACAGGGCAGAAGUUAACAGCAAAUGUUUCCGAAUUGAAAUUCAACACAGGUUUGUUCUCCCUUUCUGUUGACAGAGGUCGGUUGAUAGCAUAUGUAGAGUCUACUCCACCACAAAUAUACUAUGCCUCUGUACUGAAAGCUCUUUCUUAUGUUGAGUUUACAAAUGGGAGCUUCAAUGGCUCCGUCAUUCCUUCUGGAUCAGUAGAUCAAUUCCUAAAAUUGGGAUUUGAUGGUCACUUGAAAGUGUAUCAGUUUAAAGAAUCAUUUUGGACAGAAACUGCUGAUCUUUCUAACGAAAAAUUAGGACCUUGUGGGGAACCUUUAGUUUGUGGAAAUUAUGGCGUUUGUUCAGACGGAUUUUGUCGUUGUCCAGACACUGAAACUGGUCAAGGGAGCUUUUUUAGGCAAAUGGAUAAUUGGAAACCUAAUCUUGGGUGUUCAUUGGUCACUCCUAUCUCCUGCAAUCACUCCAAAAGACAUAGACUCUUGGAGCUAAAGGAUACAACUUACUUUGCUUUCGAAGCCAGCUUUGUGAAGAUGUCUAAAGGGAAGUCAGUGGAGGAUUGCAAAAGUAUGUGCCUUGGUAACUGUUCAUGUAAAGCGGUCCUCUUCAUGCUAGAUUCAUGGGGUGAAAACUUAGGGAGAAAAGGUGGAUGCUUGGUGUUGAAUGAAGUCUUUUCCAUUAUUAACAAGGACAGCAAUGCAAGUGCUGUGUCGAAUUACAACACAACUCUUUUUCUCAAAGUGCAAAAAUCUCAAGCCAUGUCGAGACGGAAGAAAAAGGAUAUAACCAUAGUUGCAUCAGCUAUUGGAACUUUUGCUGGCUUGUUUUCUGUAAUUGCGUAUUCCCUUGUGCAUUGUAGGAAGAGAUCAAAGGAAUCAAAGGAAAUGGAAGGGGGCUUCCUGGAACGUGUACCGGGAAUGCCUACAGCAUUCUCUUACGAGGACUUGAAAACUAUGACAUUGGAUUUCUCAAAAAAACUAGGGGAAGGAGGAUUUGGCAGUGUUUAUGAAGGGGUACUUGACAAUGGUACUAAGAUUGCUGUCAAAAGACUUGAUGGCUUCAGUCAAGUGAAUGAGUCCUUUUUGGUUGAAGUAGAGACGAUUGGUAGUGUCCAUCAUGUGAAUUUGGUCAAAUUGAUUGGGUUUUGUUUCCAAAAAUCACAUAGGCUUUUGGUUUAUGAGCACAUGGCAAACGGAUCAUUGGACAGGUGGAUAUUUAACAAAGAUGAAAGGCAUUGUCUUCCAUGGCAUACAAGAACUCAAAUAAUUAUGGACGUUGCUAAGGGAUUAGCUUAUCUCCAUGAAGAAUGCAGUCUGAAAAUAAUUCAUUUUGACAUCAAGCCCCAAAAUAUUCUGUUAGAUGAAGACUUCAAUGCAAAAGUUGCGGAUUUUGGAUUGUCAAAGCUGAUCGAGAAAGAUCAAAGUGCAGUUGUCACAAGGAUGAGAGGCACACCAGGAUACCUUGCUCCAGAGUGGUUGCACUCAAUUAUCACAGAAAAAGUGGAUGUAUACAGCUUCGGCAUCUUGGUCCUGGAAAUCUUUUGCGGGAGGAAGAACCUGGAUUGGUCUAGGGAAGAGGAAGAUAGGCAUUUGCUUGAAAUUUUUAAGAGAAAAGCAGAAGAUGGCGCACUUCAAGAAUUGGUUGACGGGAAAAGCGAGGAUAUGCAGCUCCACAUCGAGGAAGCUGAGGAGAUGAUGAAGAUUGCUGCGUGGUGCUUGCAGCACGAUUCCAUCAUGAGGCCUUCAAUGUCUCAGGUAGUUAAGGCAUUGGAAGGUUUUGUAGCAUCUGAAAUGAACCGGAAGCGUAAUUUCUUUUAUACACAAGUUGAUGACAGGCAGAAGGCUUCAGAUACUAGUGUCAUUAUGCCAUCACUUUUAUCUGGACCAAGGUAG
Messenger RNA from Oldenlandia corymbosa var. corymbosa, 2478 nucleotides. Lineage: Eukaryota; Viridiplantae; Streptophyta; Magnoliopsida; Gentianales; Rubiaceae. The record is from the annotation of a GenBank genome assembly.